Molecule: messenger RNA, 3134 nt
Organism: Truncatella angustata
Lineage: Eukaryota; Fungi; Ascomycota; Sordariomycetes; Amphisphaeriales; Sporocadaceae
Product: family 3 glycoside hydrolase
Exons: 3
Coding region: 259-2772 (837 amino acids)
Biological process (GO): glucan catabolic process
Molecular function (GO): beta-glucosidase activity
Source: RefSeq, a predicted model, not a curated record
GUUCAAGAUGGCAGUCUUGGAGUCGGGGAACGAUACUAUGGAUCAUCACGUCCACUAGACUAGCUGGAGCUUGUCACGUCGUCUCAGAUGCAGCUGACGAGCUCUGAAAACAAUUUGAGGUAGUCCCGGAGAAGCCUCGGGCGGAGUAAGUCGAGGAGAUUGAUGCCCAAAUGACCAUAAAUACACAAACAUCCGUCAUGGCCCUUUACUACGAGCAAACAGCUCAUUGGGUAGACAUCAUCGCCAAUAUAUAUCAAGAUGCAGAAGACAGACAUCGAAGCAGUACUCAAUUCUCUCACCCUAGGAGAGAAGAUCUCCCUUCUCGCAGGUCAGAACUUCUGGGAGACAGUACCAAUUCCUGGAAAGGUACCACACAUCAAGUGUUCAGAUGGUCCUAAUGGAGCUCGCGGGGCGGAUUUUACCGGUGGCACGAAGGCUGCCUGCUUUCCUGCAGCAAGCAACGUUGCAGCAACCUUCGACUUAGACAUCGCCAAUCGUAUUGGCCAAGCCUUGGCCGAGGAGGCCCAGAGUAAGGGUGCUCGGUGUCUGCUAGCACCAACAACAUGCAUCCACCGUCACCCUCUAGGCGGACGCAACUUCGAGAGCUUCAGCGAAGAUCCCUUGUUGGCGGGGAAACUCGCAUCCCAAGUCAUUCAAGGUGUGCAAUCAAAAGGUGUCGCUGCCACCAUCAAACACUUCGCUGCAAAUGAGCAGGAGACGGAACGCCUGUCAGUAGAUGAGACGAUCAGCGAGAGAGCACUCCGGGAGAUCUACCUUCGUCCCUUCGAAAUAGCCGUGAAAGAAGCGAAACCAUGGGCUAUCAUGACCGCCUACAACUCCCUCAAUGGCGAACACUGUGACUCAAACAUGUUUCUCUUCAAAGUCUUGCGCGGGGACUGGGGUUGGAAAGGUCUCGCCAUGAGCGAUUGGGGUGGCACGAACUCCACCGCUGAAGCAUUGAAUGCGGGCUUGGACCUGGAAAUGCCGGGCCCUACAAACAAACGAAAAAUUCCUGACGUUAUUUCUGCCAUUAGGGACGGCAAGGUAUCCGAGAGCACAAUUGACGAUAGAGCGCGAACAGUGCUUGAGUUUAUUAACAGACUUAAGGCAUUCAAAGAUCCCAUAAUUCCACCAGAGAAGGCCAUCAACAAGCCAGAGCACCAGGCCUUGAUUCGUGAGGCCGGUGCGAAGGGAUGCGUUCUUCUCAAAAACGACAAUAAAGUACUUCCCCUGAGUAAAGACAAGGUCAAAGGCAAGAAGAUCGCAGUUAUUGGUCUUGCCAAGACUCCUCUCGCGCAUGGCGGUGGUAGUGCAAGUGUCCAGGCACAUUAUAAGAUCGCACCUUUGGACGCUUUGAAAGAAGCCUUUGGUGACUCGACAGAUUUGGUAUUCGCCAAGGGUGCGCACACAGAGCGCCUGUUGCUGCCAGUCGGCGAAGACGCAUCUGCCGGAUCCAUUAUUGGACUAGAUGGAAAGCCAGGUUUUACGUUGCAGCUCUUAAACAAGGACACCAACACGGUAGAAGAGACCAAGAACGGUCAGCCAUCAUCCAAUGUGUCUCCAAUUGGAAGCCGAGCCACCUUCUUCAAGAUAGUAGAUCUCAUCGGGGAUUUCACGCCCGCUGAGACGGGUUCUCAUUACUUGGGCUGCACAGGUCUUGGUGUAACCCAGGUUUAUAUCAACGAGAAGCUGGUUUACGAUCAGCCCAAGCCAUUUUUAGAUGCGAUGGGAUUCUUGUUUGGCGCAAUAUCCGAGAAACAGUUCACUCACCCAUUUACUGCUGGAACAACCUACCGUAUCAAGAUUCGCAACUUUCCACCCAUAGAUGUUCCUGGCUUGGAGAUUCUCAACGGAAGACCUGGUGUUCGCCUUGGUCUUCAACUUGCUUCAGCACAUGACGCUGAUCUGCAAGGUGAGGCAUCUGCCAUCGCCAAAGACGCUGACUACGCUAUCGUUUUUACUGGUCACGAUCCCCAAUGGGAGACAGAAGGUCAAGAUCAAGUUUCCUUCAAUCUACCUCGGCAAGGCACGCAGGAUGCACUUGUGAGUGCUGUCGCAUCCGCAAACCCUAACACCAUCGUGGUCAACUCAACGGGCGUCGCUAUUGCACUACCUUGGCUGGACCAGGUCGCUGGGUUGGUGCAUGCCGGCUUUCCAGGGCAGGAAGUUGGCAACUCCAUUGCUGAUGUCUUGACGGGCGCUGUCAACCCUGAAGGUCGUCUGCCAAUGACAUUUCCUAAGCGACUCGAGGAUGCUCCCGCGUUCGGCAAUUUCCCUGGCGAGUACGUGAACGGCCAGCAGAAGGUCGAGUACAAGGAGGGCGUCUUCGUGGGUUACCGCCAUUAUGACCGCAUUGGAGCUGACAAGGUCAACUUUUCCUUUGGUUAUGGCUUGUCGUACACCUCUUUCGAGACAGCUAACCUGCGUGUCUCCCGAAAAUCGGAGACGGAGUACUCGGUGACCGUCGAUGUUUCGAACACUGGCAGCACGCAGGGUGGUACGCUGGUUCAGGUCUAUGGCGGCAACUCCGAAACUAGCGUUGAGCAUCCGAUUAAGAGCCUCAUUGCCUUCAAGAAGAUUAGGCUCCAGCCCGAUGAAACGCAAACUGUUCAGCUGUCCAUCUCUGCAAGGGACCUCGGCUUCUUCGACGAGUCAAAGAACCAAUGGGUCGUGCCGGCUGGACAAUAUAACUUUUCUGUGGGCAACUCAGCCUUGGACAUUAUUCAAACGGUCAAGGUCGCUGUUGAGGAAGAGCUAACAUUUUCUCCCUGAGAAGUUCUCCGAUAUCAAUGAGCCAAGUCUUGCAUUGCGCUGGCAUGCUUGUUGAUUGUAGCGUCUAUCUAACGGAUUUGAAUGGUAUUUAAUGCGAUUGGCACCCAUUGCUUUAUGAUCUGUGGCACGAGGUCAUGGCCGUUUAUACUUGCUUCGAAUAUAACAGCGUUUCUGUAUUAAUCAUGUUUUUGAGCUAUAAAUUGUCUAAAUGCAUUUGAAGUUUUCAGGAUGCCAAAAUUUGAUAAUAGUUAAACUCUAUGAUUACAACAACUCGGCGGCUUUGUUGUUACCUUUUACCUUUGUGGCCAACGGUCAUCAUUGCAUGUGGAUGCCCUGUCACUUUGUCUCAGACUAGUCCAGAC